ACCACUACCCCAACUACAACAACCACUACCCCAACUACAACUACAACAACCACUACCCAAACUACAACCACCACUACCCCAACUACAACCACCACUACGCCAACUACAACUACCACUACCCCAACUACAACAACCACUACCCCUACUACAACAACCAAUACCCCAUCUACAACAACCACUACCCCAACUACAACAACCACUACCCAAACUACAACCACCACUACGCCAACUACAACAACCACUAACCCAACUACAACAACCACUACCCCAACUACAACAACCACUACCCCAACUACAACAACCACUACCCCAACAACAACCACCACUACGCCAACUACGACAACCACUACCCCUACUACAACAACCACUACGCCAACUACAACAACCACUAUCCCUACUACAACAACCACUACCCCUACUACGACAACCACUACCCCAACUACAACCACCACUAAACCAAAUACAACAACCACUACCCCAACUACAACAACCACUACCCCAACUACAACAACCACUACCCCAACUACAACCACCACUACGCCUACUACAACUACCACUACCCCAACUACAACAACCACUACGCCAACUACAACAACCACUUCCCCUACUACAACAACCACUACCCCAACUACAACCACCACUACCCCAACUACAACAACCACUACGCCAACUACAACUACCACUACCCCAAUUACAACAAUAACUACCCCUACAACAACAACAACAACCCCAACUACAACAACUACUACCCCUACUACAACAACCACUACCCCAACUACAACCACCACUACACCAACUACAACAACCACUACCCCAACUACAACAACCACUAUCCCUACUACAACAACCACUACCCCAACUACAACAACCACUACCCCAACUACAACAACCACUACCCCAACUACAACCACCACUACGCCAACUACAACUACCACUACCCCAACUACAACAAUAACUACCCCUACUACAACAACCAAUACCCCAUCUACAACAACCACUACUCCAACUACAACAACCACUACCCCAACUACAACCACCACUAUGCCAACUACAACAACCACUAACCCAACUACAACAACCACUACUCCAACUACAACAACCACUACCCCAACUACAACCACCACUACGCCAACUACAACAACCACUACCCCAACUACAACAACAGCUACCCCAACUACAACAACCACUACCCCAACUACAACAACCACUACGCCAACUACAACAACCACUACCCCUACUACAACAACCACUACCCCAACUACAACAACCACUACCCCAACUACAACAACCACUACGAAAACUACAACUACCACUACCCCAACUACAACAAUAACUACCCCUACUACAACAACCACUACCCCAACUACAACCACCACUACACCAACUACAACAACCACUACGCCAACUACAACAACCACUACCCCUACUACAACAACCACUACCCCAACUACAACCACCACUACCCCAACUACAACAACCACUACGCCAACUACAACUACCACUACCCCAACUACAACAAUAACUACCCCUACAACAACAACAACUACCCCAACUACAACAACUACUACCCCUACUACAACAACCACUACCCCAACUACAACCACCACUACACCAACUACAACUACCGAUACACCAACUACAACAACCACUACCCCAACUACAACAACCACUACACCAACUACAACAACCACUACCCCAACUACAACAACCACUACGCCAACUACAACAACCACUACCCCAACUACAACCACCACUACGCCAACUACAACUACCGAUACACCAACUACAACAACCACUACCCCAACUACAACAACCACUACACCAACUACAACAACCACUACCCCAACUACAACAACCACUACGACAACUACAACAACCACUACCCCAACUACAACCACCACUACGCCAACUACAACAACCACUACCCCAACUACAACAACCACUACCCCAACUACAACAACAACUACCCCAACU
Platichthys flesus (European flounder) is the source of this 1974-nucleotide messenger RNA. RefSeq names its product mucin-2-like. Lineage: Eukaryota; Metazoa; Chordata; Actinopteri; Pleuronectiformes; Pleuronectidae. The record is from RefSeq and is a predicted model, not a curated record. Gene Ontology annotation, cellular component: membrane. The transcript is spliced from 2 exons. The annotation marks the transcript as partial.